AUGGCGGCAAAUGUGGACACUUUGGUUAAAGAUUUUUAGAACACAAAGAAAAGAUAUGGAAUGAUGGAUUCUGGCAAGCUUGAGGAGACGCGUAGAAACUUUGGAAGAUUUUAUCAGUCUGUUUGAAAGCUUUAUGUAACAUUAAUUUGAAAAUUUAUUUGUGCAUGUUGUCUUCGAAUUCACAAAAAAAUUAGUCUUGAUAUGUCUGCAGGAUAUCUUAGUUUGAAGGAAACGACCGUGAUACAAAUUCUACCCAUGAGAGAUCUGAGGCAACUUCUCCUUCCAAUUACACUAGGAAUGCUCAUGUGCGACAAAAGUUCCCUGUUCCAGACAUGUCUUGUUGGUACAGAGUAGUAGUUUUUCGAUGUUGUGAAUUCUGUUGUCUUCUUUUGCCUUAUUUUCUUAUUCUAGGGAGUGUUCGUCCAGAAGAAACCACAACUUCUCAAGGAAAAUAAAAUAAAUAGUAACAGUUUGGAUAGGAAAUUUAAAUGUAAAUAA
Pocillopora meandrina is the source of this 498-nucleotide messenger RNA. The record is from the annotation of a GenBank genome assembly. NCBI's taxonomy places the organism in Eukaryota, Metazoa, Cnidaria, Anthozoa, Scleractinia, Pocilloporidae.